Messenger RNA from Pteropus alecto (black flying fox), 978 nucleotides. RefSeq names its product growth hormone secretagogue receptor (gene GHSR). Gene Ontology annotation, molecular function: growth hormone secretagogue receptor activity. NCBI's taxonomy places the organism in Eukaryota, Metazoa, Chordata, Mammalia, Chiroptera, Pteropodidae. The coding region runs from base 70 to 978 and encodes 302 amino acids. Gene Ontology annotation, biological process: hormone-mediated signaling pathway; G protein-coupled receptor signaling pathway. The transcript is spliced from 2 exons. Gene Ontology annotation, cellular component: plasma membrane. The record is from RefSeq and is a predicted model, not a curated record.
CUGCUGGCCGGCGUCACCGCCACCUGUGUGGCACUCUUCGUAGUGGGCAUCGCGGGCAACCUGCUCACCAUGUUAGUCGUGUCGCGCUUUCGUGAGCUGCGCACCACCACCAACCUUUACCUGUCCAGCAUGGCCUUCUCUGACUUACUUAUCUUUCUCUGUAUGCCUCUCGACCUCGUCCGCCUCUGGCAGUACCGGCCCUGGAACUUCGGUGACCUGCUCUGCAAACUCUUCCAGUUCGUCAGCGAGAGCUGCACCUACGCCACGGUGCUCACUAUCACUGCGCUGAGCGUCGAGCGCUACUUCGCCAUCUGCUUCCCGCUGCGGGCCAAAGUGGUGGUCACCAAAGGCCGGGUGAAGCUGGUUAUCCUGAUCAUCUGGGCCGUGGCCUUCUGCAGUGCAGGGCCAAUCUUUGUGCUGGUCGGCGUGGAGCACGAGAAUGGCACCGACCCUCGAGACACCAACGAGUGCCGCGCCACUGAGUUCGCCGUGCGCUCCGGACUGCUCACUGUCAUGGUGUGGGUGUCCAGCAUCUUCUUCUUCCUGCCUGUCUUCUGCCUCACUGUGCUCUACAGUCUCAUCGGCAGGAAGCUGUGGCGCAGGAGGCGCGGCCAGGCGGCGGUGGGCGCCUCGCUCAGAGACCAGAACCACAAGCAAACCGUGAAAAUGCUGGCUGUAGUGGUGUUUGCUUUCAUCCUCUGCUGGCUGCCCUUCCAUGUAGGGCGAUACUUAUUUUCCAAGUCCUUCGAGCCUGGCUCCCUGGAGAUUGCUCAAAUCAGCCAAUACUGCAACCUCGUGUCCUUUGUCCUCUUCUACCUCAGCGCUGCCAUCAACCCCAUUCUGUAUAACAUCAUGUCCAAGAAGUACCGGGUGGCGGUGUUCAAACUUCUGGGAUUUGAACCCUUCUCCCAGAGGAAGCUCUCCACUCUGAAGGAUGAAAGUUCUCGAGCCUGGACAGAAUCUAGUAUUAAUACAUGA